GGAUGUCUGCAUAAUCUCUCUGAGAACAACAUGCCAAGGUUAACCUACUUCAGUUUGGUCAAAUCCUGACUUCGACUGCACAGGGGCCCGAAAAAGUCACCGAGAGGACUUCACUGACCAGUGGGAAACAGAAAAAAAGAACCCAAACAACGCAUGGUAUUGCAGAACAGUGCCCUAGCAAGGAUACCUGACUCUGCCUUUCUGCGGGUGCUGGGAGUGAGCAGGAGAGAAUAAAAUCAGAAAAGCUUCCAGGAGCAGCUGAUUUUGAAGUUAACACAAAUCAGAUCACUGUGACCUUGAACACUGCUGAUGGAUAUAAAAAUGGACACCAAUUUUACUACUCCCUUUACAACUCCGCCGGAAAAUGACUGUGACCUCUAUGCACACCACAACACAGCCAGGAUAGUAAUGCCUCUGCAUUACAGCAUUGUCUUUGUAAUUGGGCUCGUGGGAAACUUGUUGGCCUUGGUUGUCAUUGUUCAAAACAGGAAGAAAAUCAACUCUACCACCCUAUAUUCAACAAAUCUGGUAAUUUCUGAUAUACUUUUCACCACUGCUUUGCCUACGCGGAUAGCCUACUAUGCCCUAGGCUUUGACUGGAGAAUCGGCGAGGCCCUGUGUAGGAUAACUGCUCUUGUGUUUUACAUCAAUACAUAUGCAGGUGUCAAUUUCAUGACCUGCCUGAGCAUUGACCGGUUCUUUGCCGUGGUGCACCCUCUGCGAUACAAUAAGAUGAAAAGAAUUGAACAUGCAAAAUGUAUUUGCAUAUUUGUCUGGAUUCUAGUAUUUGCUCAAACACUCCCACUACUCAUAAAAUCUAUGUCAAAGCAGGAAAAUGAAAGGACAACAUGCAUGGAAUACCCAAACUUUGAAGAAACAAAAUCUCUUCCCUGGAUUCUGCUUGGUGCAUGUUUCAUAGGAUAUGUGCUUCCACUCAUAAUUAUUCUCAUCUGCUAUUCUCAAAUCUGUUGCAAACUCUUUAAAACUGCCAAACAAAACCCACUAGCUGAGAAGUCUGGUAUAAACAAAAAGGCUCUGAACACAAUAAUUUUUAUAAUUGUUGUGUUUAUUCUCUGUUUCACACCUUACCAUGUAGCAAUUAUUCAGCACAUGAUUAAAAAGCUUCGUUUUCCUGAUCUCCUGGAAUGUAGCCAAAGACAGUCAUUCCAGAUUUCUCUGCACUUUACUGUAUGCCUGAUGAACUUUAAUUGCUGCAUGGACCCUUUUAUAUAUUUCUUUGCAUGUAAAGGGUACAAGAGAAAGAUUAUGAAGAUGCUUAAACGUCAAGUCAGUGUAUCAAUUUCCAGUGCUGUGAAGUCAGCCCCUGAAGAAAAUUCACGCGAAAUGACAGAAACUCAAAUUAUGAUACAUUCCAAGUCUUUAAAUGAAAAAUAAAAGGGAAUUAAAUCUUGGAUUUAUAGCAAAGUAAACUGUAUGACAAACUUUGCAUGACUUUUUUUAUAAAGCAAAAUGAUUAUUCAACUUCCAAUUAGGAUUCUUCCAAAUUCCUUUCUUUGGGCACUAUUUCCCACCUUCAUCUUGGAAGUAAACUCAAGUUUUUUACACUCAAGAGAACGACAUAAAGCUAAGAUCUAAUUUGUAAAUGGAAUGUAAUACCAAAAGGAAAGCUAUUUUAAUAACUCUCAGUAUAAAAGAGAGUUUUAUGUAAAUGAAAAAUUUAAUCAUUAACAUUUCCUGCCAACAAUUUGGCAAAAGAAAAAAGACUGUUAAGAUUGUAUAUUGCCAGUGUAAAAAUGUUAAUAUUGUAAUAUAUUUCUUUUUUUGAUAAUGUAUUUUUUCAAUCCAUGUUUUGUUUUAUUCUAAGACUUUAUUUCCUCAACACAGCUUUUUGUUUUGUUUUGUUCUGAGUCAUAAAAUUUUAUUUCAAAAAACUCUUUUGGAAUAAAGAACAGGAUUCUACAAAAUUAUGAGUAUGCUCUUCAAUGGUCACUGUCAACUAACAUCAGGAGUUACAAGAAC
This is a messenger RNA of Eptesicus fuscus (big brown bat), 1980 nucleotides long. It is a transcript of the gene GPR183, whose product is annotated as G protein-coupled receptor 183. Bases 310 to 1395 code for a protein of 361 amino acids. NCBI's taxonomy places the organism in Eukaryota, Metazoa, Chordata, Mammalia, Chiroptera, Vespertilionidae. The transcript has 4 exons. The record is from RefSeq and is a predicted model, not a curated record. Gene Ontology annotation, cellular component: membrane. Gene Ontology annotation, molecular function: G protein-coupled receptor activity; oxysterol binding. Gene Ontology annotation, biological process: G protein-coupled receptor signaling pathway.